AUGCCCCAUGAAAUUACGACCUCCGCUGGCGAAUCGGACAAGGGAAGCUCAUUUGCCACGGCCUAUGCUGUAGGUCUGGCUGCUCUAAUCCUCCAGUGCUUGAAGGCUCACCAUGAGCUCGAGAACUACUACAAUGACAUGGACGAAAAUGAGCCUAAUUUAGCGUUGAAAUACAAGGACAAACAUGUCGUCACACGACUUAAAGAAGCCACUCCUAUAGACGGUAUGAGGAAAAUCCUCAAGGCACUCAGUACCAUGCACGCAAACGACCCGAUUCCCGACAAAAGGCUUUUUGUUCGGCCCUAUAAAGUACUCAUAAACGACUUUGGCACUGACGACUCCACCAAGAUGUCGUCUUUACGAAACAUUGGACCAAAAGUUCUGCCGUAG
Molecule: messenger RNA, 390 nt
Organism: Mytilinidion resinicola
Lineage: Eukaryota; Fungi; Ascomycota; Dothideomycetes; Mytilinidiales; Mytilinidiaceae
Exons: 1
Coding region: 1-390 (129 amino acids)
Source: RefSeq, a predicted model, not a curated record